ACUUACUCUAUGCUCCUGGAUUAACUAGGAAUGUCCCUAGGUGUCCUAUUGUCAUUACAAGCCAUCACAGUGUGUGCCGAUAACCCCAUUAACUGGCCUGUACUAGAGCUGGAAAGGAAAAUGAAGGAACCAUAGCGACCUGAACACUCCUACUUGAGUUUCCUCUGUAGAAACUAAAGAACACAGGAGCUCUGAAUCCGGCUCUUGCAAUCUGUUCCGGGGCUGCACGAAACCCAUUUGCCGACAUUAGAACUGUCUAUCGAUCAUAUCUAAGCAUCUGUCUAAAUCCACAGGCACUUGGAGAUCCUCAUCCAUCAGCUCCUUGGACAAACGUUCUGUGGUCUGUGGCUGGCCAGGAUACGAUAUCCCUGCAGUACAAAUUUAUGGGAACAUCUCUGCAACUGUGGUUUCACAAAUUGAAUUGAUUGGCUGCGUGUUCAAUUCCACGAUGACAAUAUUGGGCUCAAGUCACGAGGACUUUUGGCUACUGAGCAAAAGUUAUUAAUGGUCUUACAGUGUCCUACAUUAUUUCUGGCCCUAUUCGGACUAAGCUUUUCCAACUCAUUCAGAAGUAGAUUUUGAUGCAAAAUCACUUCCAUUUAUUUACGGCACCAAUUAAAAUGAUACCUAGGACUGUCGGGAGGAGAGUUGGUGAUGCUUUUGUUCUGAGCGUGAAAUUCUCUUCCCUCAUCUCCUUGAAUCCCCGAUGAAAGGAAGUGAUUUGUGCUGUAGGCUUUGUGACGGGCAGUAAUCUGGCUCAUCUGCUUACCUGCUGACAGAGAAUUUUGUUCAAACCAAUUGUGACAAUGAAGAGCUGAGCUCUGCAGAACACAGUCCCCGUUCCUGUCACUGUUUCCGGCACACAGUUGCUGUUUCCAUCACUGUUUCUGGCACACAGUCCCCAUUCCUGUCACUGUAUCCGGCACACAGUUGCUGUUUCCAUCACCGUUUCCAGCACACAGUCGCCGUUCCCAGCACCAGUCCCAGUUGCCGUCACCAUUCCCAGCACCAGUCGCCGUUCCCGUCACCGUUCCUGGCACCAGUCCCAGUUGCCGUCACCGUUUCCAGCACACAGUCGCCCUUCCCGUCACCGUUCCUGGCACAGUCCCCGUUCUCUUUAACAUUUCAGAUAUGCCAAUCUGACAGCUUGAUCCCACCCAUUCUCCUAACAUGGACCUUCCCCACUAAUCAGAGAAAGGAUUUGGAAACCAGGCAUAUUGUUUUCCUCCCAAACUGGAAAGGGGAUGGAGAAAGGAGGGUUAAAACUACUCCUAAGAUUCCUACAACCAACCCAACUGGAAAUGGUGACAGGAACAGGGCCUGUGUGCUGGGGGUAUCAUUUGGAACUCGGAUAAGUAGUCAUUCUCACUUGUACCAGGCGUGCAACGUGGGCAAGCGAUACUGGUGUAUCAACGUGGGCACUGGUAAGACAUGGCAAUGCUUUGCGGCAGCUAACAAAACGUAAUAAUUCCACUGAAUAUACUUUUUGGGGACUAUGACCAUUGUAAUCUGCAAGCCGUUGUGAAACGUGCUUUUGAACCAUCUAUAUGACCUGAAGGAUUUGGUGAGCUUGCCUCUACAGAUUUCAGGAACAGCCACGACAGCCAUUGCUAGGAUGCACUUGGGGCUAGACUGAAACUUCGAGCCUGAUUGAAGUGGCAGGGUCCAGGCCCAAGAGCGGAUAAUAAACCGAUGCUUAGUGAAUUUAAGUGCUGAGCCAGAUUAAAAAGGUUAAGGCCUCUAGGCCGGGAGUGAAGCAUGAACUGCUGUGUGAGACUUCACUCACCUCAGCGCAGAACCUGGCUCCACAGCUGUGGUCUGCAGCCUGCGUUAGAGUCAAAAUCAAGUCUAUUAUCUCUGACAUAUUAUGAAAUGUAUUAGUUUGCGACAGCAGAACAAUGUAAUACAUUAAAAAAAUCUGUAAGCUAUAACAAAAAUAUAAAAAGUAAGUGUGUGCAAAAGGAGAGUGAAAUAGUGAGAUUUCAUGGACCAUUCAGAACUCUGACGGUGGAAGGGAAGAAGCUAUUUCUAAAACAUUGAUUGUGUGUCUUCAGGCUCUAGAUGGUAGUAAUGAGGAGAGGACGUAUCCUGGUGAUGGGUUCUUGAUGAUGGUUGCCAACUUCAUAAGGAAUGGCUUUCUGAAGAUGUCCUUGAUGGUGGGAAGGCGAGUGCUGAUGAUGGAGCUGGGAGAGGGGACAACCCUCGGUCCUGUGCUGUGGCCCCUCCAUACUGGAAGGUGAUGUAACUAGUCAGACUGCUCUCCACGCUACUCCAGUAGAUAUUCGCAAGAAUCUUUGAUGGCAUACUUUUACAAUCCUUGUUUGGGCAGGAGUUGAUUCUGGCCUCUCCAGGCACUUCACCACAGUAGAUGUGAAUGCAGCUGGGCGAUGUUGGUUGAGGCAGCUCACUCUGCUCUUGUUGGACACAAAUUGGAUCCCUUUUGAAGCAAGAGGCAACCUCUGACUACAGCAGAACACUGCAGCACCUAUCGGGUAGAUCAACAGGGCCUGAUGCCUUGCCAAGGAUCACCUUCGUGGAAGAUAUUCUGACGCCAGCCUCUGAGACAGACAUCACAGGGUCACCGACUACUGCACGGAACUGCUCAGCUCGAGUUUUGUUCUCCCCAUCAAACCCUACAAUAAAGGCAUUGAACUCAUCUGGGACUGUAGCAAGUACAGAGGAAGCCUAACUUCAUAAGUGACUGCGGUGCUUCACUCUCUGGCUCCUUAUGAAAAUCCACCGCAUAUCUACGCCCUUGCUGAUACCAUGUUUCGGAACAUGAUUAUCGAUGGGGAAAAUCAAUGUGUCAUCAUCAGUGGUGAAAGUGGGGCUGGAAAGACUGUGGCUGCAAAAUAUAUCAUGGGUUACAUUUCCAGGGUUUCCGGUGGUGGCCCCAAAGUGCAGCAUAUAAAGGAUAUAAUUCUUCAAUCAAAUCCUCUCCUGGAAGCAUUUGGGAAUGCUAAGACAGUGAGGAACAAUAACUCCAGCAGAUUUGGGAAAUACUUUGAAAUCCAGUUCAGUCCAGGUGGGGAGCCAGAUGGCGGAAAGAUCUCCAAUUUCCUUCUGGAAAAAUCCAGGGUUGUUGCACGGAAUAUCGGAGAACGCAGUUUCCACAUCUUCUACCAGCUCAUUGAGGGUGCAUCUCCAGACCAAAAAUCCAAUUUGGGAAUCACUAAUCUUGAAUACUAUUUUUACCUCAACCAAUCGGACUCCUACAAAGUAGAAGACAUUAAUGAUCGGAAGGAUUUUCAAGAAACUCUGCAUGCUAUGAAUGUGAUUGGAAUUUUUGCUGAAGAACAGGCCAUGGUUCUACAGAUAGUGGCUGGCGUGCUCCACCUGGGAAAUAUCACUUUUAAAGAGGUUGGCAAUUACGCGGCUGUGGAAAGCGAAGAAUUCCUGGCAUUCCCAGCGUUCCUGCUUGGUAUCAACCAGGAGCGACUGAAAGAAAAACUGACCAGCAGGAAAAUGGACGGCAAGUGGGGAGGAAAGUCGGAAACCAUUAAUGUGACGUUAAACGUGGAGCAAGCCUGCUAUACCAGGGAUGCUCUUUCCAAGGCUCUUCACGCACGCAUCUUUGACUAUUUAGUCGAUUCCGUUAACAAGGCAAUGGAGAAGGACCACGAUGAGUACAAUAUUGGUGUCCUCGACAUCUACGGCUUUGAGAUUUUCCAGAAAAAUGGCUUUGAGCAAUUCUGUAUCAACUUUGUGAAUGAAAAACUCCAGCAGAUAUUUAUUGAGCUCACACUGAAAGCCGAGCAGGAGGAAUAUGUUCAAGAGGGAAUUAAAUGGACGCCAAUUGACUAUUUCAAUAACAAAAUAGUCUGUGAUCUCAUAGAGAACAAAGUUAACCCACCUGGCAUUUUAAGCAUCCUGGAUGAUGUCUGCGCAACAAUGCAUGCAACGGGAGAAGGAGCAGACCAGACGUUGCUCCAGAAAUUGCAGAUGCAAAUCGGAACCCAUGAGCACUUCAACAGCUGGAACCAGGGCUUCAUCAUUCAUCACUAUGCAGGCAAGGUGUCCUACAACGUGGAGGGAUUCUGUGAGCGGAAUCGAGACGUUCUUUUCACCGACCUCAUCGAACUCAUGCAGGGCAGUGAGCUCCCCUUCAUUCGUGCACUUUUUCCUGAAAGUCUGCAAGCGGAAAAGAAAGGUCGCCCCACCACAGCUGGCAGCAAAAUCAAGAAACAAGCCAAUGACCUGGUGAGCACUUUGAUGAAAUGCACCCCUCACUACAUCCGCUGCAUCAAACCCAAUGAAACCAAGAAGCCCAGAGACUGGGAGGAGAGCAGAGUUAAACACCAAGUGGAGUACCUGGGUUUAAAGGAGAACAUCCGAGUGCGCCGGGCUGGCUACGCAUAUAGACGAGUUUUUAAGAAGUUCUUACACAGGUACGCCAUCCUGACCAAAGAGACGUGGCCUUCUUGGAGAGGAGAGGAGAAGCAAGGAGUGGUCUUUCUCCUUCGAUCUGUCAACAUGGACUCUGAUCAGUACCAGAUGGGCAAAAGCAAAGUCUUCAUUAAAGCUCCGGAGUCUCUGUUUCUGCUUGAAGAGAUGCGGGAAAGAAAGUAUGAUGGCUAUGCCCGGGCAAUUCAGAAAGCAUGGAGGAAGUACGCUGCGAGGAAGAAAUAUGUGCAGAUGAGAGAGGAAGCAUCUGAUUUGCUGCUCAAUAAAAAGGAGAGGCGGCGAAACAGCAUCAACAGGAACUUUGUAGGCGAUUAUAUUGGAAUGGAAGAUCGGCCGGAGCUGCGGCAGUUUAUAGGGAAAAGGGAGAAGGUUGAAUUUGCCGAUACUGUUAACAAAUACGAUCGAAGGUUUAAGAGUGUAAAGCGCGACCUUGUCCUCACCCCCAAGUUUGUGUAUCUCAUCGGGCGAGAGAAAGUAAAGGAAGGUUCUGCCAAGGGCCAGGUGAAGGAGGUGCUAAAGCGAAAGAUUGAGCUGGAACGGAUCCUAACUGUUUCCCUCAGCACCAUGCAGGAUGACUUCUUCAUCCUCCACGAGCAGGAGUACGACAGCCUGCUGGAGUCGGUCUUCAAAACGGAAUUCAUCAGCCUCUUAUCGAAGCGUUACGGAGAGAAGAUGCAGAGGAAGCUGCCACUGCGUUUCAGUAACACACUCGAAAUGAAGGUGAGGAAGGAUAACUGGGGUCCCUGGAGCGCUGGAAGUUCUCGGCAGGUUCAGUUUAUCCAAGGCAACGGGCAGGUGGCUGUGCUGAAGCCCAGCAGUAAAACCCUACAGGUCAGCAUUGGGCCAGGACUGCCGAAGAACUCACGGCCCACAAAGAGGAACUUGAUGCAGGUGCGACAACAAACUACAAGGUCACAGAAGACAGCCUAUCCAAUGAGAGCUGCUCCUCCCCCUCCAGGAUUCCACCAGAACGGGGUCCUCAAGGGUCCACAGAACAGCUCACAACGGCAACCUGUAAGCAACCGAGCCACCCAGCGAACCCCCCAUCAGAGCGCAGCAGCGACAGGACGACCGGCUUUGCCAAGACCAGGCACCCAGCUCAGAGACAGGAAUGUCCGCGCCCAAAAUAACCUGGAUUUCUUGAAUGUGCCUGAGCAGGGAGCUGCAGGUAACCGCACUGGAGGGACGCGACCAAGUGAAGGAAAGGCACACAGGCAGAUGACAAAUCGGCCGCCCCCUGCAGGAGGUCGACCAAAGCCCCAGCCCAAGCCCAAGCCUCAGGUACCACAGUGCAAGGCGCUAUAUGCAUACGACGCUCAGGACACAGAUGAACUUAGCUUUAAUGCUGACGAUGUGAUAGAAAUCGUAAAAGAAGAUCCCUCAGGAUGGUGGAUCGGACGACUGCGGGGGAAGCAAGGAUUGUUCCCCAACAAUUAUGUUGCCAAGAUAUAAAGCUGUCAUUAUUAGAAUAUACAGAGAAACCAAAUGAAGUACAGUAUAUCACAGUCAGCAAUCCUACAGUGACAAGGACUGUAUAUGGUUGUAAAUGUAUGAAUCUGCACAAAUCUGUAGUCUGGAGCUACACUCGCAUUAGAACUGAAGGAUCUGUAAUUUAUUGUAUUUAUACAUUUUCCCCUCUAUAAGAUGUAGUGUAGAAGAAUAUUGCAUAAAAUACCUGAGUAAAGGAUUCUUAAUUUUGCUUUGUCUAUUCACCAAAUAGUUUUACUCUUUUAUAAUUUUAGUAAUCUGCUAUUUCUUCAGUAAGUUCUGAGUUGGGACAGACACUGAACUUGGCUGCUGACUCAUGUACGAGGAAUGUUUGCUGCACUUAAAUGCCCAACAGAAUGGGAUGAUUUGUUUUGAAAAUAAUUUAAAGCUAUCAAAUUUUCUAGCAGGGUCCUCAGGAGUACCGUAGGCUGCAUUGGUGACCAAUAUAUAUAAACAAAGCAAUUGUAUUUUAGUGCCUUAUUACAUAAAUGUGGCUGGUCCAUAUUAAAUACUGUAUUGAUGUAAAGUUGAGGUUAGAGAAAUGUUUCACUUUCCCCAUUUUAUUGUGUUAACCCAAUUCAAAGACUCGUCUAUA
Messenger RNA from Hypanus sabinus (Atlantic stingray), 6487 nucleotides. It is a transcript of the gene myo1ea, whose product is annotated as myosin IEa. Gene Ontology annotation, molecular function: microfilament motor activity; actin filament binding; ATP binding. Lineage: Eukaryota; Metazoa; Chordata; Chondrichthyes; Myliobatiformes; Dasyatidae. The record is from RefSeq and is a predicted model, not a curated record. The transcript is spliced from 27 exons. Gene Ontology annotation, biological process: actin filament organization; vesicle transport along actin filament. Gene Ontology annotation, cellular component: plasma membrane; cytoplasm; actin cytoskeleton. Bases 2767 to 5856 code for a protein of 1029 amino acids.